CCCACGCCUUCGCGGGGGCCUUCCUUGCGCAUUGAUAUGAUUGGCCGGCGAGGAGUGGGUCUCUUUUCCUCUCCGGCUGCUUGAAGCUCGGCCGCCAUCAUGAACGACACAGUAACUAUCCGGACCAGGAAGUUCAUGACCAACCGACUACUUCAGCGCAAACAAAUGGUUAUUGAUGUCCUUCAUCCUGGGAAGGCAACAGUACCUAAGACAGAAAUUCGGGAAAAACUAGCCAAAAUGUACAAGACCACACCAGAUGUCAUAUUUGUAUUUGGAUUCAGAACCCAUUUUGGUGGUGGCAAGACAACUGGCUUUGGCAUGAUUUAUGAUUCCUUGGAUUAUGCAAAGAAAAAUGAACCCAAACAUAGACUUGCAAGACAUGGUCUGUAUGAGAAGAAAAAGACUUCAAGAAAACAGCGAAAAGAACGCAAGAACAGAAUGAAGAAAGUCAGGGGGACUGCGAAAGCCAAUGUUGGUGCUGGCAAAAAGAAGAAAUGAAGUGUCUAGCAGUGAGCUGGAAAUUGGACAACAGAAGGAGUAAAGAUGCUGCAGUGGCUUUAUCUUUGGUGAUUGUGCAGAUUUUUCAUGAGAGGAUUAAUAAACUAAGAAUGUUAAUGUGUC
Mustela erminea (ermine) is the source of this 621-nucleotide messenger RNA. It is a transcript of the gene RPS24, whose product is annotated as ribosomal protein S24. Gene Ontology annotation, cellular component: ribosome. The transcript has 8 exons. Gene Ontology annotation, biological process: translation. The coding region runs from base 100 to 498 and encodes 132 amino acids. The record is from RefSeq and is a predicted model, not a curated record. Lineage: Eukaryota; Metazoa; Chordata; Mammalia; Carnivora; Mustelidae. Gene Ontology annotation, molecular function: structural constituent of ribosome.